Scylla paramamosain (green mud crab) is the source of this 465-nucleotide messenger RNA. Its product is annotated as glutamic acid-rich protein-like. The record is from RefSeq and is a predicted model, not a curated record. Bases 1 to 465 code for a protein of 154 amino acids. The transcript has a single exon. Lineage: Eukaryota; Metazoa; Arthropoda; Malacostraca; Decapoda; Portunidae.
AUGACAUUACCAAAAAACAAGAUCAAGAAUGAAGAUGGUGAGAUAGAUUAUGUACACUCAGAAGAAAAAGAGGAACAGAAAAGUCAAUAUUAUAUUAUAGUGAAAGAAGAAGAGGAUAAAUAUGAGGAAGAAAAAGAUAACUUUGAAACUGUCAUUGGAGAGAAAACGAAGAUUAAAGGAAAGAGUGAGGUAGAUUAUGAAGAGAGAGAAGAGGAUGAGGAAUACGAUGGAAAUUAUUUGCCCUGUUAUAUAAAACAAGGAGAGGAUGAAGGAGAAAAUAAUAUUGAUGAUGAAAUUAUGCCAGAAGACAAAAGAAAAAAAAAAGAAGACAGUGAUGAAGGUUAUGCAGAGCCAAAAUAUGAAGAAAGUGAUGAAGAAGCCAAUUAUAUACAGUCAAAAGAAGAGGACAAAGAGGAAGAAGAUAAGAAAGAUGGUGAUCUUUAUGACAGAAAAGAAGAACAAUGA